Molecule: messenger RNA, 1356 nt
Organism: Euleptes europaea (tarantolino)
Lineage: Eukaryota; Metazoa; Chordata; Lepidosauria; Squamata; Sphaerodactylidae
Gene: CLN3
Product: CLN3 lysosomal/endosomal transmembrane protein, battenin
Exons: 15
Coding region: 4-1347 (447 amino acids)
Biological process (GO): lysosome organization; regulation of intracellular pH
Cellular component (GO): membrane; lysosome
Source: RefSeq, a predicted model, not a curated record
GCCAUGGGGGCCACCGGACGUGAAUGGCAACGCCUCACAGCUGAAUCAGAAGAGGAAGAUGAAGACGAAUCUUCUCUUGUGGAGGCUGAACCCACUGUGGAUGCCUGUAAGAAGUGGAGAAACAACGCAGGCUUUUGGCUGCUGGGCCUCUGCAACAACUUUGCCUACGUGGUCAUGCUGAGCGCAGCCCACGACAUUCUCAGCCAUCAAAAAGUCCCCGGUGGCAACGGGACCGUACCGACUCCCCCCAGCACCACUCCAGCGAACGCCUCCAAUACCUCUCGCUACGACUGCAACAUCAUCUCUACAGGGGCUGUGCUUCUGGCCGACAUUUUGCCUACUCUGCUGAUCAAAUUCAGUGCUCCUUUUUAUAUCCAUCUCCUGCCCUAUGGUUUGCGGGUCAUCAUUUGUAUCCUGACGGCCCUGGGGAGCUUCUUGCUGGUCGCCUUCUCGGCAGGACCGGCCCAAAGCUUUGCAGGUGUUGUGCUGGCCAGUGUUUCGUCCGGUCUGGGUGAAAUAACAUUCUUGGCGUUCACGUCCUUUUUUGACAGUGCUGUGGUGUCUGCCUGGUCCUCAGGAACUGGUGGGGCUGGCCUGUUGGGGGCGCUCUCCUACCUUGGGCUGACACAGGCUGGGCUGACCCCUCAGCACACCCUUCUUAUCAUGACUGUCAUCCCUUUCAUCAUGCUGGCCAGCUAUUUGUUACUGGCUCCACCCCCACAAGCCCCACGCUGGGGUGCUCACCCGCCAGGGCCUCCGCAUCCCCCUUCCUCGACUCAUCAGCCACUCUUAGGGAGCGCAGCCACACUCCAAAACCAGUCACAAAGUCGCAAUAUCAGCUUUCAAGAAAAGGGGAAGGUGGUUAAGGGUCUCUUGAAAUACCUCCUGCCAUUGGCCGUUGUAUAUUUUGCAGAGUACUUCAUCAACCAGGGUCUGUUUGAGCUGCUCUAUUUCAAAGAGGCACCGCUGACCCACCCACAACAGUACCGCUGGUACCAGAUGCUCUACCAAGCUGGAGUCUUUCUCUCUCGUUCCUCUGCCAGCUGUGUACGGAUUCACCAUAUAUGGGUCCUGGCAGUGCUGCAGUGCGUGAACAUGGUGUUCUUCCUGGCAGCGGUGUAUUUCCUGUUUUUGCCCAGCAUUUAUUUAUUUUUUGUUCUCAUCGUCUACGAGGGGCUGCUUGGAGGAGCUAGCUAUGUGAACACCUUCCACUGUGUCAGUGCAGAGAGCCAGCCUGAGCACCGGGAGUUUGCCAUGGGGGUUGCGUGUGUAGCCGACACGCUGGGCAUCUCACUUUCGGGUGCCUUGGCCAUCCCUGUCCACAACUACUUCUGCCACCUCUCCUGAGGCCUGCUU